Messenger RNA from Anthostomella pinea, 867 nucleotides. NCBI's taxonomy places the organism in Eukaryota, Fungi, Ascomycota, Sordariomycetes, Xylariales, Xylariaceae. The record is from the annotation of a GenBank genome assembly.
AUGUCAUCUCAAAGCAGCCUCCCAACGGCCGCCGAGGAGGGUUUCAAAGACGCCUCCGCCUACGACACGCACCGGCCCUCGUACCCGCCCGAGGCCGUCGACGCCUUCCUGGCCAACCUGAAGCUGGCCGCGCAGUCCGACUUCGUCAACGUCGUCGAGAUCGCCGCGGGCACCGGCAAGUUCACCGAGCUGCUGGCCGCGCGCCCCGAGCGCUUCGCCGUCAAGGCCAUCGAGCCCCACGCCGGCAUGCGGGAGAAGCUCUCUGACAAAGACCUGCAGGGCGUCGAGGUCAUCGACGGCAAGGCGGACAAGAUGCCCGUUGGUGACGAGUGGGGCGAUGCUUGUAUUGCGGCUCAGGCGUUUCACUGGUUCGCUACACCCGAAUCUCUGAAGGAGAUCCAUCGGGUCCUGAGGCCCGGUGCUAUAUUCGGUGGUAUCUGGAAUAUCGAAGACUACAACAAGCCGCCGGCGUGGGAGGCAACGACAAAGUGGGAGAAGAAGCUGAAUGAUUUCAUACUGUCACUCGACGAUGGGCUACCUCGAUUCAGACACAUGAAAUGGAAAGAGGUGUUCGAGCAGCAACCGAAUCCGUUCCAGGUCAUCAAGGACGCCUUCACAGACCACCUCCCCAGGUUCAGCCUUCCACUCGGAGAGGACUCGGUCAAGUGGACCGUCUGGCUCACCGAGGACGCUCUCUGGGCGCGCUUCAACACCCUGAGCCAGAUCGCUGUGCUGAAGGGAGACGAACGCGGAGCUGCCGAGAAGCUCUUCAGGGACGCGAUGCAUGGCGAUGAUGUUGAGAGGAACGACAAGGGCGAGAUCGCGUUACAUGGGGUCACCUACUUCGUAUGGACGGAUAGGAUAUAA